AAAACUCUCUUAAUUCUAGAUUUGGAUAUCAAGACAUCAGGAGCUGGCUGCGUGAAGAUUCAGAAAAUAGAGUGUGAUAACUGCAAAAUAGAAACUGAGAAGGGGACUAGUGUCUUACAGUCAAUAAAGAGUCAUAAAAUCAAUAUACGGACAAACGGAGGCAAAGUAAUUGGUCUUGGAACGCUCUGUGGAAAUACAGAUAUUCAUGCUACAGAGAAGGGUAGUGUGAGUAUAGAGAAGCUACAGGGGACUUCCAUCAACAUAUCCACUGAAGAUGGGCUGCUGAAGACUAAGUAUCUCUACACAGAAUCUUCGUCUCUGUCUUCAGUAGCUGGUGAUGUUCUACUGGGAAGUGUCCAUGGUAACACCACCCUGCAGACCAAAACAGGGAGUAUCACAGUAGAUUCCUCAGAUGGAAGUCUAAAAGCUUCUACAGAGCAUGGGGCCAUAGAUGUUUAUGUCAGUCAAUUGAGAAAAGUGGAUCUGAAAUCCCAGAAAGGUUCUAUUACAGUCAAAGUACCUGCUUCUCUCAAAGCUUUCUUACAGUUAUCUGGGAGAAAAGUGGAUGUGAGCUCAGAGAUCCGGUUAGAAGAAACACAGAGUGCCUCCAAAGAUGAUCACGUAACUAUAAGUGGUCACAUGAAUCAGAGGGAUGAAACGGACAAAUGGAUUAAGGCUGACGCACAAAAUGGCAAAGUGUCUCUUAAAAGCCAAAGCUGGAUCCAGUCUGUCAAGCUGAAGAUUUCUUAAAGGUGAAAUUAGGCCAAAGAUAUCAAAUCAAGGAAUCAUAAAGUAACACUUCUGUAAUAUUAUGAAACUUGUCGUAAGGUAUAAACAAUACUGAAAGUGAGGGCUUUGACACAACAUUUGCCAGUGGCAAUGGCUGGCGCUUAAUGGGUGUACGGUACCGGUUUACUUUUCGUACCCUUUAGGAACGACAAGAUGUUACAUAUUUAGAAUUGGUAUGACUUGACCCACUUACCAAGCCAGUCUAAAAGCUGGUAACUUUCAAACAAAAGUUCAGAGCUAUAGUAAAAGAAACUUGCAGCAUUUUGAAAAUAUGAAAACUUACUUGCAAGGUGGCAUGCUCUGCAAGCUACUUUAUAUUUUUAAAUGAAAUGUCUCAUUACUGUGUGAGUUUUACUGGUUUAUGCAAAAUGCUGAAAAUUUUCGUGAACCACAGUAUUUACAGCAUGGAUAGGAUAAAACCACUUCAGGAACUGUAAUUCUUAUUUGCUCUUCUUGUUUGGUGUUUGACCCCUAAGCAAUUUCUGCCUUAUCUAUGGCACUGUAUGUAUAAAACUACAUACGUGAAAUUAUAUAACUUGUUCCAUGUCAUCAUGAGCCCCUUAUCUGUGGACAGAAACAAGAAGUCUGGCUGUGUGUACCACUGUUCAUCUGCUAAGCAAAGCGUGUGAAGUAAACACUCAAAAGUGCAACGGGUCUAGCUGAUUUCAGGGGGGAACGUUGCACUGACUGGACUUCAGAUAAGUCCUUUUAACAUAAGAACAUUCCCCUAUAGUAAAAACCACCAAAGAAGGGAAGUAUUGAGCUCAUCAAUGAGAACUAUAGUCUGUGUAUUUGGUGCAUUUCCAGUGACACGCUGUCAGCCUUGCGUGACAGGACUGUAAGCUCUUUGAAGCAGAAAAGCAGAGGAGGGAGGUGAGGGGAGUUUAUAUGCCCUGAACAAGAGACCAUGGCUAGAGGAUUUUGUGUUACUGUAAUAUAAACAUGCAGUAAAGUAAAUUGAGCUUUUAAAAGCUUUUCCAUUUAUAUAUUGUCCCUUAUAAUGGAAGUACUGAAAUUUGUAUUUUAAAACUGAAAGGUAGUAAUUCCUGCCAACUGAGUGGAUGGAGGGGAGCAAAGAAGAGAUCGUACUAUCAGCUAAGGUUUUAAAUUGCAUGUAUGUUUGUAUGUGCUGUAGAUCAUAAUGGCACAUUGUAAAAUGACCUCCUCCUUCCCCAUGGAAAGUUUUAUUGCCCCUUGCUAAUGCACUGCAGUAUUUAGGGCAGCAUUUUUACUUUAAUUUGGAUGGGUUAAAGACUACAGUCUGUUCCCCAUUGCGUGUACUGUUUAGGUGGGAUUGGCACUGAUGUAUAUGGCAAAUUAUGUCUAUUUUUAUAUAAACACAUACACUAAUAUAUAAGACAUUGCUUUAUUACUAAAAUCAAUUAAUAUUGCUAGUUAUUACUAAUUAUUAUUAUACUACUUUGAACAGAUCUGAAAUUAAUAAAUGUGUAAUGGUUUUAAA
Molecule: messenger RNA, 2251 nt
Organism: Struthio camelus australis
Lineage: Eukaryota; Metazoa; Chordata; Aves; Struthioniformes; Struthionidae
Source: RefSeq, a predicted model, not a curated record